GCUAACCAAAACAUUAACAAGAUGUAAAAAUAUUCCAGUAACAAAUUUUCUAAACAAAUUUCUAUCGUCUUAGUAUUUAAUAAUAGUAAAAUAUAUAUGCGUAGUACGCAAAACGGUGAAACCUAUAAUAUAUACAUACAAAAUGUCAAAAACAUUUUUUUUUAAUUAUUUUAUUUUUUUUUAUUUAUUUUAUAUAAAUAAUUUUAUUAUCAAAUUAUUCGUCUAGUUAUCGAUAAGUAAUCAGCAGUUUUAAUUCACCGCUAACCUAAAACGCAUCAGCUGUUACGUCAAAAAAAUGAAAAAAUAUUAAAGCUAUCACUUGUUUUAUUAAAAUAAUUUGAAAAAAAUGCGUAUAUUCUCGCUAAGUAAUCGCUUCGCCAAUAUACGUACACGUAUAAGUGAUAAGUUUACAUUGCCCGAACGGUUUAAGGGCACUGUAGUUGAAAAGUGGGCACAGUAUUGGCGUGGUCUUACCAGCGACUAUACGGAUGUGAUGGUCGAUGUUGUGAAAAGUGCACGCACCAGACCGCGAAGGGCUCUUGUAUAUGGUGGUACAGGUUACGGUUUAUAUCAAUGUGCCAAACACAACCCAGAUGAAGAAGCAUUUAUGUAUUCAUUACGCGGUUGGAGCAAUCAAAUGUCCAUGGUGACUAAAACAUUACACAACCCGGUGUCAGAAGCAUACCUGCGCGAACUAGAAAUAUCCAUCAAUGAAAACAAACUUCGCACAUUUUCACUUGGUAUCUGUACGAUUUUAUGGAAAGAUUUGUACGAUAAGGAAGAUUGCACCUAUCCGGCUAUAUGCAAGUAUACACAAGUAGAUUAUACAAACUUUUGGAAACAUAUAGUAGAUAUUGGCUUUUGGGAUUACUACUGGCGUCUUGAGUGGAAAAUGUACAAUUUCGAUAUUAAUUAUUUAUAGUUACAACUAGUGUUAAGGAUUAUUGGCUUCUAUUAUUUUGACCAAAAAUAUAAAGUGUACAAAACGUUGAUCUUCUUGUAAAUUAACAACAGCUUUAUUUGACAAUUUAAAAUAAAGUCAAAACAACUUUGUUACGAAAAAUCUUAUUUUUUACUUUUAUCGCCGUUAAAAUGCUUUUCUAGUAUCGCAUUACAUUCAGGGAUCUUGCUUCCAUUGUUGAAUUUGCCUUGAAAAUUUGAUUCACGUCCAUUUCCUUUGCCUUGUAAAAGUUCCAUAAAGAGUUCACCGAACUUUUUUACUUCUUCCUCGUUACCUCUCAGUACCAUGAGACCUUUACCAUUAUUUGUUGAGUUUUCCGACACAGUGAGGAAGUAAAAUAUACCCUCAGGCGCAUUUCGUAAAAACGUGUUAAUGAAAUCUGGUUCUAUACCAUCUUUGCGAUGGAGGCAGUAAUACUUCGGAUAGGGUUGUGGAGUAUUCUCCAACUUUUCAGCUUCGGAAAUUGCAACAUCUUUUAACAACUUUUGAAAUGCUUUUGUCGAUGAUUUCAAAUUCAACUGCAAUUUCUGUAUCAAUUCCAAAUGUUGAGCUGGCCCACCUCUAGAUACAUGAAAUAACAGAUAUUGUGAACUAUGCGUGAAGAUGUAAUUUAAAAAUAAACAUAAAUAUUUACUUUAGCGCUAAAUUCAUUUGUUGCUCUCGUUGAAAGAUCUCCCCAAGCUUCCGAAGUACACGUUCACCCACUACAAAGUGAACAUUUAUUGCGCUUUUAACUUUUUCUGCGUAUAAUAAUUUGAUACACUGCAGCUGCGAUAAGUUUCUUACAUGUGUACCACAGCACAUAUUACUCUCGACACCUUCAAUGCAAACAACACGCGCCAAUCCAACAUGAUCUUUAGGUAAUCCCCGCGGAGCACGAGCGUCUUGAAACUUCACAUUCCAAAAUUUUUAGUUAUUGUGGUAAGAUAUAACAAAAAGAAUCAAUGAGUUUGUGUUAACAUAAUGUGAACUAAUGAUUGAAAUAUUGGAAUGCACACAUUUCGAAUGUAAGUUCACUUGACACUGAUAUAUAUAGUUCAAAUACUAAAUUACCUCUUUAGCAAUUUCUGGAUCCACCAACUGUACUGUGACCUCUCGACCCAUACGAAUUAGCUCAUUUGCCUUUUGUUCUAUUGAAUCUAAUGACUCACGAGUAAUUAGAUGUGUGGUAUCCAGCUCUAUAUAUGACGUGUCCGUUCCCAGCCACCAAGACGUGGUGUCAUAUUUAAAUUCACUGUCAAAUAAUGCUGUUAUCAAAUGUUGGCCAGAAUGCUGCUGCAUAUGAUCCAAUCGUCGAGUCCAAUCAAGCGACUGUUUUACUAUAUCGCCUUCCUCAAAUCCUUUUAUAGUUUCCACAAAAUGUAUUGCUUCUGUUCCUUUUCGUACUACAGAACGCACUGGGUAUUCAUUAAGGUGGCCAUAAUCGCAAGGUUGACCACCACCCUCGGGAAAAAGAAUUGUAUUUUCGCAAAUUACAUUAUAUCCUUCCAAUUGUCUUGCACUUGUUUCACCUGGUGGUAUCCAUUCCAACUUGGCGGCUUCACAAGACAAAACUUUUGUAGUAAACUAAUUGAAAAAAAUUGUUAAGCAUUGUAUAUACAUUUUAAUAAAUACUUGCUUGACGUAAGAAACUAUCCUCUUGACAUUUAAAAACCAUUUUUCAAUUAUUUUGCUACCAAACGUGCCGUAAAUUUGGUUAAUUAUGCAAAAAUUAUUGGCAAUAGUAAUAAACAAAAGUGAAAACAAAAACGUCCUUGUCGGCAACAGCUGACUGCAAAACAUUUUCUUUCUUAUCGGGCACACGGUUGCAAUAUGUAUGGAUAAAUAAUAAAAUAACAUAGUAGCUAUAAAUUUUACUAACAAAUUGGUUUUCAAAAUUCAAUAUAAAUUAAAUGCAAAUAUAGUUAUAUUUAAUCUUAAUCUUGCGAUAUAAAUAAAUGUGUUUACAAUGGCAUGCAACGAAGGAAAAAAAUUCAAAACUCAAGCUCCUGAAUGCAACAAAUUGGACUGUUGGUGCUUUCCAGAACCAUAUGUCGAUCGAAAGGUAACUGUGAAAAACAAAAAAUACUGCUGGCUAUAUCCUCAACAACGUGCAAAGGAUUUAAACAAAAUGUUACCGAAUUUUGACCAUUGCGAGACCCUUUAUACAAUAUGUGAUUACAGACUUGAAAACUAUGUAUUUAAACAAUUACUCUUGAUUGAAGAACAAAUUCACAAUUUUAAAAAUAAGUUAAAUAAGGAAAUCAAUUUCCAACGCAAAAUGUUGGAUGAUAUGUGGAAGCUAUCUCAACGAUUUUUACUAUUAACUCAAUAUUACGGUUGCGUUAAGCCAUAUCCUGACAUUGUGUCCAUACCGGCGGAAAAAAUCGCUCAAUGCAAAUUUCAGAAAAAACGGAAAGCAAUUCAAUAUUCUAAUUGCCGCUUGGUGUUUAUAUUGGACACACUUCGAACUUCAAUUGGAAAAUUAAAUCACGUAUGCUCUCAAAUGGAUAUGUCAGUUCAAAGUCGCUUUAUUUUAGGGGAUUAUAAAAUACGUCCAUUAUCAUACUACCGCAACUUAAUCGACGAUGCGUUCGAGUAUUUCAAUAAAGUACUAUGCAAUUUAAAAAGUUGGACUCAAUUGCUUAACAUAGGCGAUCCAAAUGCAAUAGACGACUACAGGGGCUUACUGGAUCCAAAGAAAAAGUUUGACGAGUUUAUAGAAACUGGAAAGAUGAAGUGUACAUGUCUGCGUACUAAAAAUCCUGAAUGUAUUAAUGAUUUUGUUAACAAAUGCUAAGGAUGCUGUACACAAGAAUAUUUAGAACACACUGAAUAAAUCUAAACUAAUUAUGAAAAUUUCAUCAAAAAAAAAGUUGAUCGAAUUUUACGAUGGCAGCAAAGUACUAAGUACUAGUUUUAUCAGUAUUCAAACACAUCUGGCAGCGCUUAUAACCUCAAAUGUUCAAGUUCCUUGAAAUCAACAAUAUUUAUUCAUUUAAUUACAUAUAGUUUUCUUUUAAACGUUUUUACACAAUUUUAUAGAGAAUUUUAGUCUCAAAUAAUGACUAGUGAGAACGACAUACAUUAUCAAAAAGAAGAGGAGACGCUGCGGCAACUACUUAAACUGGAAGAACUGUUUAGAGAGCACUUAGCGCUUACCAAACGUGAAAUGCUUCUUCAGAAAGACAUGGUAAACCGUCUGUGGGUUUUGUCUCAACGCUAUGUCAUUUUAAUAAGCACAACAGGCUGUUGUAAACAUCCAGAAGUGUAUUCUGGGCCCACAGAGGAUAUUUUGCUACGAGAAUAUACUGAUAAACUUAACCUUUUACGCACAUCCAAUUGCCGAAUUUCAGAUUCCUUAAGAAAACUACGGCAGCAAUGUACUGUUUUUAAUUCACUGCACAGUCAGUUAGAUUUAACGUUAGAAACUCCGUUUAUAAUUGGUGACACAUUUCAUAAACCAAUAUCAUAUUUUGUUGAGCUGGUAGACGAUUUAUUUAAAUAUUUACACGCGCUGAGUGUAAAAUUAAAAUAUUUGAGUCAUCAAUUGGAUCCGGUGGAUUUACUUGUCCUUGAGGAAUACAAAUCAGCUUUAGAGCCCUCUGAAGACUUCGAUGAAUACUUACUAGUUGGACUAAGUUACUGCAAAUGUUUGCGCCCAAAACAAAUUUGCCAGUAGGAAGAAAUCAAUCGCGUCUAAAUUGUAAAUGACUUGUUAGUAACUUGUGAUACUUCUGUUCCUUUAUCGAUUUGAAAUGUAAACAAAACACUUUUUGUUAAAUAAAACUGUAUCCUCAA
This is a messenger RNA of Bactrocera oleae (olive fruit fly), 4741 nucleotides long. NCBI's taxonomy places the organism in Eukaryota, Metazoa, Arthropoda, Insecta, Diptera, Tephritidae. The record is from RefSeq and is a predicted model, not a curated record.